Messenger RNA from Truncatella angustata, 2131 nucleotides. RefSeq names its product isoamyl alcohol oxidase. Gene Ontology annotation, molecular function: FAD binding; oxidoreductase activity. The transcript has a single exon. NCBI's taxonomy places the organism in Eukaryota, Fungi, Ascomycota, Sordariomycetes, Amphisphaeriales, Sporocadaceae. The record is from RefSeq and is a predicted model, not a curated record. The coding region runs from base 227 to 2074 and encodes 615 amino acids.
GUGUAUAUGUUACACGGCAUGGAGCAAAAAGUGCGGGCGCCCUUUCUCUCUAAACAGUAUGAAUCUCUGAGGUCGUUCCUCGUGUCGUAGGCGCAGGCUGUGUGCCUUGAUUCUAACCUACACAAAAAGGUUCCCAGGGCCCUGGCGUCCAGUCUGACUUCAUCCCUUGGGCGCACUGAAACCCUCACGCACUUUGCGAUUGCGACAAGGCAACCGAUCCCAAGAUAUGGCGGCGAGAAUAUCCAUGCUCCUCGUGGGCCUCUCCCUCCUGAGCGCCGCUCACUCGAGCUCAGCACUCGACAAGCGCGUGGCAGCUCUGAACGACUCACUCCACGGCAUCCUCCAGCCAGCCCGCCCCGUGUCCCUGCCCUGCUUCUCCUCCUACAACGGCCGACCCAACACGGCCGACGCAGCGGCAUGCGCAGUCGUCCGUGGCAACUACACGACGAACGCGUUCCGCGCCGCGCUCCCCGCGGCCUUCAUGAACAUGCAGAACGAGAUGUGCCUCUCGGACCCCACGGACCAGUGCCUGCUAGACACCACGGUCUCGCCUCCGGGCGUGCCCACCGGGGCCGGAAGCGCCGCAUGCGGGCAGGGCAGCGUGCCGGACUACUACGCCGAGGUGGCGUGCGCGCGGGACGUGGUCGACGUCUUCGGGUGGGCGGGCGCGUACGGGUUCCCGCUGAGCAUCAAGGGCAGCGGGCACGACUACAUGACGCGGUCGGGCGUCAAAGCGCUGCCGGGGUUCUCCGGCGUCGAGCUCUGGGUCCGCGGCCUCAGGGGCCUGGAGUUCCACGAGGGGUUUGUGCCGGAGGGUUGCGAAGCCGGCGUCGGGCGCGCCGUCACGGUCGCGGCCGGCGAGAGCACGGGCGAUGCGUACGUGUUUGCGGAUGCGCACGAUGCGACCAUCCUCGGGGGUUAUUCGCCCACGAUUGCGCUGUCGGGCGGUUGGGUGCAGGGAGGUGGUCACUCUCCGCUGUCGCCGGUAUAUGGGCUGGGUGCGGAUCGUGUGGCGGAGUUCAAGAUAGUGACGCCCGACGGGGUGCUGAGGACGGCGAACGCGUGUCAAAAUGGCGAUCUGUUCUGGGCGCUGCGCGGAGGAGGAGGCGGCACUUUUGGGGUCGUUCUGGAGGCGACACAUAGAGUCGAGCCGAAGAUGCCCAUCGCGGUCGCGUCAAUAACGAUCCCUAGUAACAGCUCCGACGAAACCGUACGAGAGUGGAUCAGGCGCCAGGCGCUGGACUCUUACGAUUGGGGCCGGCAGGGCUGGGGCGGUCACGUAGCCGGUCUGUAUGUCAAGCACUUCAACCCGCUACCGCAGUAUGCCAACCUCAGCGAUGGCGGAGCUGCAGCACAGGCGACGAUGCAGAAGGCCACAGAUUUCGCUUUGGCACAUGGUGGCACGAGCGUCGUCGAAGUGGUGCCGAACUGGCUGACCGCCUGGAAUAAAUAUGUCGUUCCUACCGCUCUUACCAGCGCCGGCCAAGCCCGGUUCAUUAGCAGCCGUCUGGUCCCAACGAGCGCGCUGUCGACAGAAGCGGGAGUCGAAGAAGUCUUGGCCUUCAUCAAUUCCACAUUAGCGCUUGGUGCCGUGGCGAAGAACUUCUACGUCCCCGUGAGCACGCCCUUCGUGGCGGACACAGAUAUCGGCCGUCCGGCGACCGGGACAAGCGACCCGGGCACCUCUGUUCACCCCGCAUGGUAUAGCGCGAUAUGGAGUCUCUCGGCGGGCACCACACUGGGGUGGAACUCGACGUUCGAUCAGCGACUACAGGCCAUUACAAACCUAACCAAGAUCACAAGGGCCUCGGAACAGCUGUUCCCGGAUAGUGGUUCGUAUCCGAACGAGGCCAACCCGUUCACGCAAGACUGGAAGCGGGCAUGGUGGGGCGAAAAUUACGAUUUGUUGCUCCAGACGAAGAAGAAGUACGACCCAAACAACAGGCUGAGAUGCUGGAAAUGCGUGGGUUGGGAUGAACCAGUGGCGGCGCCGGUUCCCGGGCACAUUGGCUCACAAUAUGAUUUUAAAUGCCAGUCGGGAUUGCAAGUCGAGCUUGACAAAGGGCUUGCCUAGAUUUGGGAGUUGUCCAGUAGAAGGGUAAAGUUCAAACUAGUCUAAUCUAGGAUGGGA